GCCCCGACCGCCCUCGGAGCCGCGGCGACAGCGGCCCUCACGCAGCCCCUCAGCCGCGUGGCGCUCUAGCGGCGCCCGGAGGGAGGCGCCCUCCUGCGGCGGCGCCUCGUUCGCCGCCCGUCCGCGGAGGCGGGAAGGGAAAGGCGUGCCUCGCGGUCGGGACGGCGCUAUGGCGUCAUCAGCACGCGUCGCGGAGCGCCGCUCGGCCGGAGCGAUGUCGCCGCCGCUGCUUUUUAGCCUGCCCGAGGCGCGGCACCGCUUCACGAUUUCCACCAGAGAAGCUCUGCACCACAAAACCCUCAAACCGCUGUUGAACGCCUUUAAUCAGAUUCCCGGGAGCGAAAAUGAGAAGAAGUGUACCCUGGAUCAAGCUUUCAGAGUUAUCGUAGAAGAGGAAAUAAUAAACAAAGCUCCGUGUGAAAACCUGUUGGCAAUUAUUUCUCUUGCUAUUAAUGGAGUCACUGAAGGUAUCUGCACUGCAUCGACACCUUUUGUGCUUUUGGGAGAUGUUCUGGAUUGCUUGCCUCUGGAUCAGUGUGAUAAAAUUUUCACUUUUGUGGAGAAGAAUGUUGCUACAUGGAAAUCAAACAUGUUUUAUUCUGCAGGGAAGAACUACUUGCUACGAAUGUGCAAUGACCUUCUAAGGAGAUUGUCUAAAUCACAAAACACAGUCUUUUGUGGAAGAAUUCAACUGUUCUUGGCUAGAUUGUUUCCGCUAUCUGAGAAGUCAGGACUCAACUUGCAGAGUCAGUUUAACCUGGAAAAUGUGACUGUUUUCAAUACUAAUGAACACGAGAGCACUCUUGGGCAGAAGCACUCAGAGGAGAGAGAUGAAGGAAUGGACGUAGAAGAAGGUGAGAUGGGAGACGAUGAAGCACCAACAAGUUGUUCCAUUCCAAUAGAUUAUAACCUGUAUAGAAAAUUCUGGUCGCUUCAGGAUUACUUUAGAAACCCUGUGCAGUGCUAUGAGAAGGUCUCAUGGAAAACUUUUCUUAAGUACUCAGAAGAAGUUUUGGCUGUUUUCAAAAGUUACAAAUUGGACGACACGCAGGCUUCCCGAAAAAAGCUGGAAGAGCUAAAAACAGGUGGAGAACACGUGUACUUUGCCAAGUUCCUAACCAGUGAAAAGCUGAUGGAUUUGCAGCUGAGUGACAGUAACUUCCGCCGUCACAUCUUGUUGCAGUAUCUAAUUCUGUUUCAGUAUCUGAAGGGACAGGUCAAAUUUAAAAGUUCAAACUAUGUUCUAACAGAUGAGCAGUCUCUUUGGAUUGAAGAUACUACAAAAGCUGUUUACCAGCUUCUUUCAGAAAAUCCUCCAGAUGGGGAAAGAUUCUCAAAAAUGGUAGAGCAUAUAUUAAAUACUGAAGAGAACUGGAACUCAUGGAAAAACGAAGGCUGCCCAAGCUUUGUGAAAGAAAGAUCUCAGCCAGAGUUUCAGCUUGGGCCUCCUGAUUCUAAGCCAAUGAGGCCUGCAAGAAAGAGGCCAGCUCCAGAGGACUUCUUAGGAAAAGGACCAAACAAAAAAAUUCUUAUGGGGAAUGAGGAGCUGACCCGACUUUGGAAUUUAUGUCCUGAUAACAUGGAGGCUUGUAAAUCUGAGAGCAGGGAAUAUAUGCCAACACUGGAAGAAUUCUUUGAAGAAGCCAUUGAACAAGCAGAUCCUGAAAACAUGGUUGAAAAUAAGUACAAGGCUGUGAACAACUCCAACUAUGGGUGGAGAGCACUAAGACUGCUGGCACGCAGAAGCCCCCAUUUCUUCCAGCCAACAAAUCAACAGUUCAAGAGCUUACCAGAAUAUCUAGAAAACAUGGUAAUCAAAUUAGCCAAGGAGCUGCCUCCUCCUUCUGAAGAAAUAAAAACAGGCGAAGAUGAAGAUGAGGAAGAUAAUGAUGCUUUAUUAAAGGAGAACAAUGAAAGUCCAGAGGUACAACGGGACAAACCCAUGACAGGGGAACAAAUGGAAACAUUUGCCAUCAGGCUGGGGGAGCAUUGGAGAGCUUUGGCCCCCUACUUGGAAAUGAAGGAUUCUGACAUCCGUCAGAUCGAGGCGGAUAGUGACGACGUGAAGAUGAGAGCCAAGCAGCUGCUGGUUGCCUGGCAGGACCAGGAGGGUGUACACGCCACACCAGAGAACCUGAUCACUGCGCUGAGCAAAGCGGGGCUGGGGGACCUUGCCGAGAGCCUGACCAAUGACACCGACACCAGCAGCUAGCGUGCUGCCUCCCUUCUUCUUGGCGAGGUUACAGUGAUACCCUUGGUACUAGGAGCAGGUCUGUAAUAGGUAUCUCAUUUCAAAAGAAAAAAAUCAAUAAACCCUUUUUAUAAUA
This is a messenger RNA of Lagopus muta (rock ptarmigan), 2327 nucleotides long. It is a transcript of the gene THOC1, whose product is annotated as THO complex 1. Lineage: Eukaryota; Metazoa; Chordata; Aves; Galliformes; Phasianidae. Gene Ontology annotation, molecular function: protein binding. Gene Ontology annotation, cellular component: THO complex part of transcription export complex. Bases 170 to 2212 code for a protein of 680 amino acids. The transcript is spliced from 22 exons. Gene Ontology annotation, biological process: mRNA export from nucleus; regulation of DNA-templated transcription elongation; signal transduction. The record is from RefSeq and is a predicted model, not a curated record.